UGAGAGGGGACUCGAGCAGACAGCAAGAGGCUUAUCACCCAUCCCGUGGCCAGCGCUGUAGGAUUGUAGCUGCCUUUCCUGCAUUUAUUCUCCAUUAUUUGUGCUGUGUAUAUGGAGUGUCAGCCUACUACAGAUCCUUUAUUCUAUUGAUCAGACUCGCUGGUUUCGAUUCAGCCGGUGUAGGGGCACCACCUUCCCCCCCGCACCCAAGCCCCCUCCCCAUCAGAUUCUUCCUCCAGGACUUGUUCUCGGGCUGGAAUGGGUUGCUGCACAGGCCGAUGUACUUUAAUAUUCCUCUGUACUUUACAGCUGCUGGCAGCAUUGGAGAGGCAGGUCUUUGAUUUCCUAGGUUACCAGUGGGCUCCCAUUCUGGCCAACUUCCUUCACAUAAUUGUUGUCAUACUGGGCUUAUUUGGAACAAUUCAAUACAGGCCUCGUUACAUUGUGGUGUACUCUAUCUGGACCGCCUUGUGGGUCGCCUGGAACGUAUUCAUUUUCUGCUUCUAUUUGGAAGUUGGAGGACUCUCAAAGGAUAGUGAUCUGAUGACCUUUAAUAUCUCCAUGCACCGUUCAUGGUGGAGGGAGCAUGGGCCCGGUUGUGUGAGGAAGGAGUUGGCUGCUGCAGCCAGCAAAAGCCUGGAUGAUCGCAUUUAUAUCUCAGUGACAGGCUGCAUUGUUGACUUUCAGUACCUGGAGGUUAUUCACAGCUCCAUCCAAAUACUACUGUCGCUCAUUGGUUUUGUCUAUGCCUGCUAUGUGAUCAGCGUUUUCACUGAGGAAGAGGACAGCUUUGAUUUCAUAGGUGGACUUGAGUCAUACUCCUACCACGCUCCCCAGAAACCCUCCCAUGUACAGUUAACACCUGUUUACCUGUCGAAGUAAAUGACUGACAACAAAUGAUCAUGGAUGGAUAGGCCACCGACGAAGAUGUAUUUCAAACUACAGUUCUGAGAAAAGAGAAAAAGUUUUAGGUGAUAUCAGGUGUGGGCAAGUACACCCACAUAAUACUUCAUUUCUGACCAAAACUCAAGUCAAGGACUAAUUUUUAGGCAUAUCCAAGUUGAUUAUGAAAUACUUGGUUCUGAUUAUUGACUGUAUCUUGUCCUUUGCUGUACUAUAAUGGUAUCUUGUAUGGAACAUCUAGUUAAAGUAUGUACACUGUAGCAAACAGUGAAUUCAGUACAGUCAAGUGAUUUGUUUCAAGUAAAAUCCACUGUGAAACAGAAAAACAUUACAGGACUCGUGCUGAGAGUAAAUCAGUCCCUCUGACAGUAGUAACUGUUUCUCUGUAGAAUAUUUAAAUGAGUCAGUUUUCAACUUGUAUAAAAAUACUUUUUUAUGGAUUUAUGAAGUAUUAAUUCUUAACACAUUUGUAAGAUAACGUUAGCACCCUAGUAUUUUGUAGUGUUGUGAAUGUUAAAAACAUUUUAUGUGAAACACAUUUUAGGCCAUUCUAUGGAUUAUAGACUAGGUGAUUAAAGAAACCUUUUAUUCUCAUUA
This is a messenger RNA of Carcharodon carcharias (great white shark), 1500 nucleotides long. Its product is annotated as sodium/potassium-transporting ATPase subunit beta-1-interacting protein 3-like. The transcript has 7 exons. The record is from RefSeq and is a predicted model, not a curated record. Gene Ontology annotation, biological process: regulation of sodium ion transport. Bases 259 to 882 code for a protein of 207 amino acids. NCBI's taxonomy places the organism in Eukaryota, Metazoa, Chordata, Chondrichthyes, Lamniformes, Lamnidae.